AUGUUGUCCAUGCAGCAGAACAUGAAGCAGGAGUUGGCAGCGAUUGAGGAGCACCUGUCCAUGAGGUCGAAUGACUUUGAAGCAUCUUUGCGGGCUGCUGCGAAUGCCAACCAUGACGCGGUACACACCCUCUUCGCGUCGCACAGCCAAGAAGUGGAGGCCCUUUAUGCGCGGAGCGCUGCGUGUGAAGAAGGGCUGCAAGAUCUGCAGACUCAAUCAUUGCUCCUCGCCGAGUGGAAGGACGGGGCGUCUUCUGACCUUUUCGAAUGUGCGAGGCGAUUGACGGAGGUGGAGAAGGCCACCAAGGAAUUCACGGACAGGAUUUCGACAGGUGGUGGAACGGCUGCUGCCGGCAGAGCAGCAUCAAAAACUGCUGCAGCAGCUGGACUGGAUGAGGGUUUGCGCGCAUCCGUGGUGCCUGAGGAUGCAGGACAGGUGAUGCAAGCAGCCAGGGCGACUUCAAAAAUCGCUGUUGCCCAAGGUGUUGCAUCAGACGAGGUCGACCGGCCGGUUCAGUUUUCCAUCUUGCUUAGCAUGGUCCUUGCUUUCAGAGAACUUGGGAAUUUCUGA
This is a messenger RNA of Symbiodinium necroappetens, 570 nucleotides long. The record is from the annotation of a GenBank genome assembly. NCBI's taxonomy places the organism in Eukaryota, Dinophyceae, Suessiales, Symbiodiniaceae.